UGUGUCCAAAAUGCAAUGUUUUUUUUAGAAGUUGCUUGUUUGUUUACUUGCGGCGAUUACGAAAAUGAAAGGCGCUGUCGAUCCUUGCCAAAAACAGGCAUGUGCUAUUCAAAAAUGCCUGCAAGCAAACAACUACAAAGAAGAAGCCUGCUCGUCCUUCAUCAAGGAGAUGUUGAAGUGUUGUGAGAAGUGGAAAGAAAUGUCUGGCUGCUGCGCCGGGUUCCUGAAAGACGACAAGUCGAAGUAGCUUGCGACCGUGUUGUCCUUUCGAAGCAGUUCUCAGCCGCCUUUGUUCCCCGUAGAUUGUGUAUUCCGCAAGUUUUAAAUAUUAAGUGCCACGAUGGUGCAGCAGUCGAGCAGGUUCAGCGUGGGCAAAGUGAAGCUCUACCACCACCUCGUGCUGGCGGGGCUCAUGCGGGCCGGACUGAUCGUCGUCGGUGAGUGGCAGGACCAGAACCUGCAGGUGAAGUACACCGACAUCGAUUACCACGUAUUCACUGACGGCGCCGCCUACGUGGCCAAGGGAGAGUCGCCGUUCCUCCGGGAAACGUACCGGUACAGUCCCCUGUUGGCCAUGCUCCUCGUUCCCAAUGUGCUUCUUCACCCGGCCUUCGGCAAAGUCCUCUUCUCCGCGGUAGACGUCCUCGUUGGCUACUACGCCUAUCACAUCGUGCGUACGGCCAAGUUCAGCGAACGCAAAGCCGUGCUUUGUGCCUGCCUGUGGCUCUACAACCCCAUCACUUUCGCCGUUUCCACGCGUGGAAGCUCAGAUUCCAUCCUGGCGCUAAUAGUCGUCUUCUCCCUCUUCGCCCUACUCAAGAGCAGGGACACGGCUGCCGGCCUGGCCUACGGUUUGUCGGUUCACCUCAAGAUGUACACGGCCGUUUAUGCGCUCCCCAUCUACUUGGCCCUGCAGACGAGGCUGCCCUCCGGGUCUGCAGCAAAGGGAGAGUUGGAGAGCUGGCGCUCCUACCUGUCCCGGCUGCUGUUGCCCAAUCGGCGAAAGCUCAUCUUCCUUGGCUCUAGUGCAGCGUCCUUCUUCCUGCCAACGUUCCUGUGUUACAUGGCCUACGGACGAGAGUACUUCCAGGAGGCAUUUCUCUACCACGUCUCCCGGAGGGAUGUCCGCCACAACUUCUCUCCUCUUUUCUACCCGCUCUACCUAGCUACCGAAAACACGUCCGGCAGUGGCAGCACGUUUGCUGCGCUCUUGCCGCAGCUCUUGCUGAUGCUUUUGCUGUCCUUCAAGUAUGGGCAGCUGAGUGACCUGCCUUUCGCCCUGUUCUGCGUCACGUUUGUGCUGGUGAGCUUCAACAAGGUGUGCACGUCACAGUACUUCCUGUGGUACCUGUGCCUGCUGCCGUUGGUGUUGCCCAAGCUGGGCCUGAGCCUGAGGCGCAGUGUGCUUCUGCUGCUCAUGUGGCUGGGAGGGCAGGCACUGUGGCUGGUGGAGGCCUACUACCUCGAGUUUGGCGGCAAGCCCCUCUUUCUUCACGUCUGGGUGGCGGGCCUCAUGUUUCUCACAGCCAACACUUUCAUCCUCUGCUUCAUGAUGGCCCAUUACCAGAGUCACAUACCUAGAAGCAAGAAAGCGAAGAACAAAUGAAUGUACCGGUUUAAAUUCAUUUUUUAUUAUUAUUUAUUGGAGAGCAGCCAAAACUGGACUUGUGCGCUCCUCAAAUGUAGUCGGCACUCUUUUUUUCUGCCCUUGACUGUAGCUACUCGGAACUUCGGAUGCAGCAUAGUCCACUAGAGAUGGCUGCGCCCGCAAACCUGUGGUAGUGUGUGUAGUGGAUGGACGAUACAUAUAGGCCUGUGAAGCAACAGCCUCCCAUGCCUGUGCGCUUCAAAUUACACUCUCAUGAACUUGGAGGUGACUGAAUGUUCUUGUGGUAUGGCUAACACAUUUGUCGAAAGGUUGUGCGUGUCAAGUAUAAUGAGUAUGUGCCAGAUAUGCGAGGGUCCUCGUUGUUGCGAGCAACGUUUUGUGGCCCCUGUGUACCACACAACCCUUGCAUAUGCACCACAGAUGGAACACGGAGCUUUGUCAGCCUGCUUUAGAGGGCUGGGCGGCAUUGAACGAAAUGCUCAUGGAUGGGACAGCUGUCAAGGGCAUAUCGUUGUGGAGCUGUCCUAAGUUACUUAAUGGGCCAGAAAGAUUGCACUGUGCGUCAUUGCUUGCUGGACAGCUUGUCAGAGCUACUAGUCUUGAAAUGAGCACAAACAUUUUUCUGAACAUGCAGUCAAAGUGUAGAAACUUUACAGUCCCCAAGUACUCGAAAGGAAAAUACAGUGUCUAUGCACAUGUGACAGUGUGCAGUGUCAGGAAACCAUGUCAGUUGAUGAUUAUCGCAGAAACUAUUGCCAGCGAGUGUAAAGUCUGUGACAAAACGUAGGUGUUUCCCAUGUGUACACUGGAUAUUCAUUGCGAUGCAAAAGGCAUGUUGUACAUAUAGUACCACCAUCUGUGCAUCUGUCCAUGUGUCUGUCAUGCUGAUAGCUUUCACUGUACCUUCACUGGUGGUGACCAGCAUUGUCCAAACUAGUCAUGGAACAAGAUUAAUGGCUUGUUGACCGAUCUCUGUCCUUGUUCUUGCAAGUGACAGUCUGAACCCUAAAACCAAAUUUAUUUUGUCUGAUCUUUAUAUAAACUAUAUUUUUUCUAAAAUUAGCACCGUACUUAUGUGUCAUAAAUGACUUCAGCCACAUAUGUAAUAAGUUAACUUUAGGCAACAAGCACAGGCAAGGAAGAGUAUUUGCAAGUGACCAUCAUCUCAAAGCUUCUUGUAUCUACAUAAAGCACACACAAUCUGUAGUUCCAAUGUAGCUUUUGUGCAUGACGAAGUUCUUUUGACAGUUUAGUUUCUACUGGCAGUGGACAUGGCAGAAAUAUAACUCGUGAUAUCUUGUGUAAUUUUUCUUUGGUUACCCUAAUGUGCUCAGUGAUCGAAACGUCCACCCACGAAAUGAACGCACACUUUUUCCUCCUCAUCUAAACCAGCAAGGCUUCACUUGUUUAGGUAAAUGACAAAUAAUUUAUUUUAAAGACACCACAAUGAACAUUAUGUGAAGGAAUGGGUUGAAUGUCCUUAAUGACCCUAAACCCCCUCUUCACAAACACACUUUAACAAAAAAUUUCUUUCUCAGCUCCACCUAGCGUAGCACAGGAUCACCCUUGACUGAAAUGCGCACUGUACUGUAGUAAUCUCGGCGAUAAAGAAUCAGUUGAAUGCAUCUCUAUUCCUGUACCCUCGACGACAACACUAUGCAUUGGGAGCACCCGGUUAAAAGAUUUUGCUUGCACAACAAAGCGACGAUAGUGCAUCUAUUGAACCUCAAUGCUUUCAUUUCGAGGCUCAGCUUUGCUGCCCGCUUCCUUUGUGCCAAGUCGAGUGCUCAGCAGAGGUGCAAGGCUGAAAACGUCGACGGUCAUUUGAAGGGGUACCACUAAAAAGGGGUGGUGAUAAUGAAGCUUUAUGGCAACAUAUUCAAAUGCCUAUGAGCCUCUUUCGAUUAUGUUAAUAUGGUAUACAGUGAAGUCAAUAUUUCAAACAGGUACUUCUUUCAUUACGCAGGCACUAAAGCAAGAAAUAGGUUCAAUUAUAUCAGUAAAUUGCCCUUUUGCAGUGCCAGAAGAGCCACCGUUACUAUGUAUAUAUGCAAAAAACACAAGGCUGGUAGUGACACAGCUGGAAGUUUACACACCAGCUUGCUGUGACAUAAUGGAUUUUGAUCGGAUUUAGUUGGCCUCUAGUGUCUCUUUUAUUCGUGACUGCUGUCUAACAUAAUGGUCUAACAUCAAAUACUCGACUGGUUCACAUGUUGAGCCGUAACGAUAAAAAAAUGGUAGAAUAUUUUGCAAAUGGUAACUUCACGCUUCCAUACUGGCGCUGGAGUAUUAAUGCAAAUAGAAAAAAAACUGCACUGUGACCUUAAUUUUUUCUUGCAGUGAUUGACCUUCUGCUCCAAAAUUAGUGAACAGGCUUGAAACAGUACCCUGUCAAUCUAAAAUGAUCAAGUGUUCACAUAAGCUGUUAGUUGUAUGCUUAGAAGUUCCCAAAGUGCGUGUUUUAUGUGCAGUCUUAAGGCUACAAGAGAAACAAGAUGUCAUGACUUGCUGUUUCACAAGAUGGUUAUCAAAUUCAAGUUUCUAUAGUCGAGGUGCAACUUUAGAAGGCAGUGGCAUCUCCUCGAAGGUGCAUGCACACGAGCCUGCAAUGAUGAGCGCAUGCUCGUGACUGAUGCUGCAAGCUGUACGGUCAGUGACCCGACCGCCGGAGAACAUCACUGUGUGCAUGAGUGGGACUAUUUCUUUUGUCGUAGAGGCAAUCGGCUGCCGUGCUACAUAUGAAAGGGGCCUCUCCUGCCUUCAUGAAGGAAUCAUGUACCACUUUUCGAAGUAAUCAUCGAAUGACCUCAGUAUCAGAGUUUAUUGCCCCACGAAUCGAUUGCCACAAAAGUUCCUCGAAUCUAUCAGGAACGAGCGGAGCUACAGGUGUUUAUUGCGCACUUUAAGUGCUUUCUCUCGUCCCAACGAGCGCACUGGAAGCUACACAGGGAGGGACCACAUGGGAGAAAGAAGUUACAUCAGUGCACGUCAUGGCCUUGAGCGUGCGAGGUGAAACAUGAUCGCUCUCUCCUGUUGCGACUCCUCUGCACUAGGGGUUUCGCUGUGUAAUGUUAAAGGGGUCAUGAACCACUUUUCCAAGUAAUGAUCUAAUGAUCUCAGUAUUGGAGUUUACUGCCUUCUGAAUCGAUUGCCGCAAAAAUUUCUCGAAUCCGUCAAGAACGAGCGGAGUUACGGGGGUUUGGCACACACUCUCAGCGCUUUCUCUCUUUUCUCGUCCCAACAAGUGCACUGCAAGCUACACAGGGAGGGAUGGCACGGGGGAAAGAAGUUACGUCAGUGUGUGUCGUGAAACUCGAUCGCUCUCCCGCUGAUUCACGUGUGCGAGUGUGGCUACCGUGUAAAGUUAGCAGACUGAGGAGUGCGGUGCCGACAAGUGGCGGCACCCCGUGGCAAGAAGCGCGUCUGACCUGAAUGCCGCUCUCGAUUUUUGUCGGCUACCAGCCAAUGAGGAUGCUAUGUCUUUUGCAAUGCGGAGAAGCAGACACGCGACGUCAACCGGCAGGUGCUCCGCCCACCGACGAGAGUGACAACUGGCCUCUGUUUGAAAAGAGGGCGCCUGAGAAAACAGCAACUACGCGCUCCGCUUGCAGCCUUUACACGGCGCGCACGACUGCAAUUUGGCUGAGCAUUUCAUAGCCGUGUCAUAGCCGAGCAUUUCAUAGCCGCAGGAUGUGUUUUUUCAACAAGCCUAAGGGGUGCUUCAUGACCCCUUUAACACACUAUGGAGCGCGGCACCGGCAUGUGGUGGCACCCCAUGCAAGAAGCAGACGUGAUCUAAAUGCCGCUCUUGAUUUAUGUUGGCUGUUGACCAAUAGCAUGCUAUCCACUGUUCAACAUCAAACAGUAGGCACGAGCAGCUCCGAAGAGAGUGAGCACAGGGGUCUGUAUGAAAAGAAGGUGCCUGAGGAAAUGGUAACUUUGUGCUCCGCUUCUGAACUCUUUGCCAUGCACGACUGCAAGAUUUGGCUGAAGUGUUCAUAGCUGUGUCUGCUAUCCACAGGAUGUGUUUUCCCACCAAGCUUGAGGGAUGGUUCAUGAGCCCUUUAAAUUGUAUCCUACUAUAGAGCUCAUAGCACAAGAAACCAUCGCUGUAUGGCACACCUUUUCUUUUUCCAUUCAGACAGUGUUACUUGCAGUCUAGAUUGGGUUUAGUUGUAGUUUUGCAAUGCAGUUUUGUUGAGUUUCCCUGUAAGCAAACUAUUUGAGUUCGUGGACAACAGAUGUAAGGAACAAGAAGGGAAAUCUGGGUUAGUUGGUUAUAGUUCAUUUUCGAUCAGCUUACAGCGCAAAAAAGAUGAGGACACAGACCAAGAAUGCAAUGACACGUUAGUUAAGAGUCAGCGCUCGUGUCGUCGCAUUCUUGGUCUGUGUCCUCGUCUUUUUUGCGCUGUAAGCUGAUCGAAGAUGUAAGGAAGCUAGCUCUUUUUAACAGUUAAUUAGGGAUGGGCGAAUAUUCGGACGUUUCAAAUAUUGGAACGAAUAUUAAAGUAUUCGAAUUCGCUUCGAUACGAAUUUAUAUUAUUCGAAAUGAAUGAAUAUAUGUAUGUUUAACCGCACAUAACCCCCUGUAAAGGUGGUUUCACUGCAGCGUCAGGUUGCUGUACCGUGAAAUCACCCUGGCAGGGGAAAUCUGCACUGCUGCAAAGCCACACUUUAAGGUUAAGUGUACAUAUUUUUUUUUAAUUUAACAGCGUGUUAUAUGGUCUUAUAUGUGCUAAGUAUAGUAAUUUUUAACUUGUAACGUAUUGUACCACUUAUAACUCGCACCCUACUGCUAUUCAAAUUUUGAUACCAUUCAAGGUUUCUUCCACUUCAUUUCAAACCAAAAAAGUGACAUUCACUCAUACCUAGUUCCAAUUCUUAAAAAUAUUGUGCAAGGGUCAUGAAGAAAAUGCUCAAUUUUUCUUAAUAAUAUGUGGUGAGUACUAUUCGAACUAUUCGAUUUGAAAUUAUUCGACCAAAUCACUAUUUGCUUCGGAUUCGCUUCGAACCUCAAAUUUACUAUUCACCCAUCCCUACAGUUAAUCCCAUAAAGAGAUCCAUGUUAGAACUCCCAAUCAUAAAAUGUGUAAUCACAAAAUGAUCCCCUCCUGAAGAAACAGAAGUUCUGGACUUGUCGCAGUACACUUUUCUAUGCCCCAUUAUUAUAUAUGGCUACUUAAGAGAUGCAAGGUCAUUUUUUGAGCUGUAACAGAGGACCAUAUUCUCUUAUGCAUAAAGUACGAGCUGCAAACGCAACAACUAUGGAACGCUUAGCCGUUCUCCAUCCCCGGGCACAUACAAGUCUCCUUUUAAAUGAAAUUUUAUAUGUUAACUAAAUUUUAUAUGUUAACUGUCAAGUCAUUCACAAAUUUUAUGGAUGACUUGCAUGAUCUCAUUGCAACAGGUAUUGCUUGUGGAGCCUUUAUGACAGCCCACCAACCAUGCACUUUUUAGUUUUUUAAAUGUGACACUUCUCUCUUGUGGCCACUUAUUUGCAGUUUUUAUAACUGGCAUAAUUGCACAGAAAUUAUGUUCAGACUAAAGGCUAUGCAUCCAUGUGUGACUUACCGCAGCUAAUUUUAUUCCUCUUGAUAACAUUGGCAUUGAAGUGGUUUUCUUUUAUUAAAAAAAUUGCAUACAUUCAAACUGAGCUUCUCAAGUGGCACCAUUUGGCUAUGUUUACAUCAUUUCUUGGUUCGGAUAUGAGACAAUGUACUUAUCAUUACAUAUAGAAUACUGCCCAGAUGUAGCCCAUGUUCAUCGCCAAGCGUGUGUCUUUUAAGUGAUCUUGUUCUGGAUCUGGGCACGUGGUUUCUGCACAGGAAUACUACCAGUUAAAAGCAGGCUCGUAAACUCGGGAAUAUGAUGCAACCCGAACGGCAGGCAAGUCUCCACAUUCCCACAGAGGAACAUGCCACGCUGUGUUGCAAGCUGCUGUGGUUGCAGCACAGAAUCAAACCGCUUACGCAAUGACAUCUUGUCUGUAAUUUUGAUUUUAGCAAUUUGCAACUUUCUACAAACUAAAUAUUGCCAUUUUUCUUGACAUGUGGUAGUUAGCAAUGUCAUUUGCAAGUGGCUGGCCGGCUUCCCGUCAUGGCCAUGGUGGCUGAACAGUUGCAGUGCUAAGCUGGCAUUGAAGCAUUGUACAAGUGUAUGUGUGCUUAAACAUAGCAAGGUACUUGUAGCACAUGGAAGCGGCAUGCCUCACUGCAGAACCUGCCCAGUUUUCUUUUUCUGCAACGCUUUGAUGAUGAUAUGUGAUGUUUUGCAGCGCACGGGCCAGUUAUGGCCAAAGAGUGCCAAGAAAUGGUGUGUAAUGUGUAAGCAUUGGUAUGGUUAGUGACAUUUUGUUGUUUAAAGGGGUCCUAAACCACUUUUCCACGUAAUUGUCAAAUGACCUCAGUAUCGCAGUUUGUUGCCUCAUGAAUCGAUUGUUUCACAAAUUUCUCAAAUCCGUCAAGAAUGAGCAGAGUUACAGAGACUUUCGCACACUUUAAGUGCUUUCUCUCUUCUUUUGUCCUGACGAGCGUGCUGGAAGCUACACAGGGAAGGAUGGCAAGGGGGAAAAAGUUACGUCAGCACAGAUGAUCAAAUACAAUCACUGUCUCUCGCUGUGAUUCGUUUUUGUGAGUGUAGCUACUGUGUAAUGUUAUCACGCUAUGGAGAACGGCAUCGGCAUGUGGCGGCAUCCCGUGGCACGAUGCACACCUGGUCCAAGCGCCACUCUUGAUAUAUGUCGGCUAUUGGCCAAUAGUGUGCUAUCUGUUUGAUGUCGACCACAGGUGCCCCCCUUACCGAAGAGAAUGAGGAUGGGCCUCUGUAUGAAGAGAGCGCACUUGAGAAAAUGGUAACUUCGUGCUCUGCUUCUAAACUCUCUUUAUCACGCACGACUCCAAGAUUUGGCUGGCCUGUUCAUAGCAGUGUCUGCUUCCGGCAGUAUACGUUUUCUCACCAAGCCCGAGGGGUGGUUCAUGACCCUUUUAAGGUGGCUGUAUAGGGCCCUAAAACCAUGUGCAUAAGUGUGUAAAAUAUGCACGUGUUGCGAUUAUGAUAAUGCAACACUCCAAUGGUCUAGUCUCAGUAAGAGAGAAUUUGUAGAAGGGCAGAGAAGUUAGAGAUAGCUCAUUGGAGCCUGCUACUGCUUUGUGACAAUGGGAAGCAGAGAAUUGACUAUAAUCGUGACAGACGGCAUGUUUUACACAAUCAUAAAGCGAGUGCUGGGUUCAAGUCCACUACAAUGUCAUGUAAAAACUAGUUCCCUGUCAGCCUUACCACUGCACACUUUUGUUGAUGCAAACAUUCUGUAGUACUUAAUAUUUAUUGUGAAGAGUGAAGUGUUAGGCAUUUAUCGUUUGCAUUAGCAUUCAACGAUAUCGGCGAGGAAGGCAGGUAUUUUUAUAUUUUCCUUCAAGCACUAGUGCGACGUGAUGCAAGCGUGCAGCCUUGCUCCAGAUAAAUGAGUUUUGCCAAGUGGCUGUGCCUUUGCAAAUGUACAGCUGCUUGGAUGUACAAGCAAGGCACACGCAAAUGCCAUACACGAGUACGAACCUGUGCUAGUUGGAUUUGUGAUCAAUUUUCUGUUUACAAAUGCGACGAGCGACGGAGCAUACCGUUUCUCUCUCUUGUGCGGCCAUCUGCACUGAAUGCACAGGCCGUUGCACUUCAUACUGAGCAGUUGUGGCGAGGCGUCACUUUUUUCUCCCCGUUGCACCAUCUUCACUUUGUAAACAAGCAUGACCUGCUCUGUACAUUGUAAAUAUCCUAGUCAGCAGAGUACACCCCUGUGUAUUUCUUCAUGCAGCUGCUCAGUUUUGGUGAACUUAAUAUUUUGUAUGCACUUCCUGCCUAUAGCAUUAUCAAAUAUGCUAGCAUCUAUGGCCAAAUGACACUUUUCGAUUCCCUCACCCCUCGAUUGUAUUCUUGUAUGCAUCCCCUAGUUCUUUUAGGCGUGUCUGCACACCACUUGGAGGUGCACGCUUUUCUUUUGUUUCUGAAACGGCUUCAUACACCCAACCAAGGAUUGUUUGUUAAUUUAUUGUUUACACAUUUUUUGUUGCAUUGACGUGUGGAUCCCUUGAGAGGGAAAUAAAGUGGCAGAACAAAA
Molecule: messenger RNA, 9716 nt
Organism: Rhipicephalus sanguineus (brown dog tick)
Lineage: Eukaryota; Metazoa; Arthropoda; Arachnida; Ixodida; Ixodidae
Gene: PIG-M
Product: GPI mannosyltransferase 1
Exons: 2
Coding region: 341-1606 (421 amino acids)
Biological process (GO): GPI anchor biosynthetic process
Cellular component (GO): glycosylphosphatidylinositol-mannosyltransferase I complex; membrane
Molecular function (GO): GPI mannosyltransferase activity; alpha-1,4-mannosyltransferase activity
Source: RefSeq, a predicted model, not a curated record